AGUCUGUUAGGUUAUGACCCUUGACAACCUGACAAACAUGCUCCUCAGAUUUUAUAAGUAUUUACAUAUUUGAAAACUCAGAUGUGAAAACCUAACAAACACACCCCUGCAACUGCUGUUGCGGCUUCUGCGACUGCUAUGGCAACAGCAGCGGCGGCGGCAAGAACUUAUUUUUCUCUCUUUUAUUUUUUUACUUUUUUCUCCGCCCAUCCUCCCCACCCACCAACGCUCGUCAAAGCUCUCUCACCCUAUUUCCGUCCGCAAAGCACGCCUCCUCCCCCAUAGCCAACAACUCCACCCGACCCACCUUCCGUCCAUCUAGUGCAACAGCCUCCCAUCCCCAGUAGCCAACUGUUACAGUCCCACCCACACAAUAUCACCGCAUAGAACACAACAAAAAAAAAAAAGCCCUUUUUCGAACACUUUAUGCGCAAUCGCGAAAAGGUUGAAGGUGAGAGUUUUGGGGAGCCCCAACGACCGGAAAUCAACAACACAGCCUCAAAACACUUCAGAAAACCUUCCUCAACGGUCCUCCAAUCGAAACAAACAAAAAAAUCGAACAAAUCAAACCCAAUUCAUCUUUCACACUCAGAAAACCCUAGGGUGGGGGAGCUUCAAUCGCCAGCGAACGAUGAGCGAACGGGAAUGGGAUUGUUAGGGCUUUUGGAGAGGAAGGGUCGGUGGGUCGGUUGGUGGUGACAGCAUCAAUUUCCGGUGAGAGAAUCAACCGGAAAAGCAAACGACACGCAAAAAUCCAAUUGAGAAGGUGGCCGGCGAACGAUGUCCAGGCAGGGGUCGGACGGCAAUCGGUUUUGAUGAGAGGAGUGAGGUUCCCUUAUUGGUGGGGAAUUGUCGUUGCUGUGGAAUCUGGAAAGUGAUUUAAGAAGACUUGAGGGAACCAUGAGCACCAUCAAAGCUGUGCUGUUGGAUGCCGAGACAAAGCAGACUCAAGACCAUCAGCUGCGUGACUGGCUUCGGAAGCUUAAGGAUGUCUUUUAUGAUGCUGAGGACGUUUUAGAUGAAUUCGACUUUCAAGCUUCCAGGAGAUCACAACAGGGGAGCUCAACAUUAAAGGUAUGUCGAUGCUUUUCAAGCUCCAAUCCUCUUAAAAUUGGUCGCAAGAUCAGGGAGAUUAGAGAAAGGUUAGAUGAGAUCACAGAUGAUAGGCACAGAUUUCAUCUUAUUGAGAAUCAUAUAGACGUGAGGCAUAUACUUCCCAAGGAGAGGGAGACUAAUUCCUUCUUCCAAGCUUCUGAUGUUAUUGGAAGAGAGACGGAUAAAGAAAACAUCAUAACCUUUUUGAUACAACCAGGCGAUGUUAAUUUCUCCGUCAUUCCUAUAGUUGGAAUUGGGGGUUUGGGUAAAACCACUCUUUCUAAAAUGGUUUACAAUGAUGAGAGGGCCUAUAGGCAUUUUGAGUUAAAAAUGUGGGUGUCUGUUUCCGACGACUUUGAUGUCAUCGGAUUGAUGAAAAAAAUUAUUUAUUCAGCAACACGUGAGGAUUGUGGCAAGUUAAAAGCAGAUGAAAUCCCUAAGCGUUUGCAAGAAAUUUUGGUUGGUCAAAAGUUUUUGCUUGUUUUAGAUGAUGUUUGGAAUGAAAAACCAAUGAAAUGGAUGGAUCUGAGAAAUUUACUGCUAAAUGGUGUCAAUGGAAGUAAAAUUAUUGUUAGUACACGCAGUAAAACUGUUGCUGAGAUAAUGGGCACCGUUUCCCCGCAUUUCAUACAAGGUCUUUCACUUGAGGAUUCUUUAUCGUUGUUUAAAAAGUGUGCAUUUAAAGAUGGAGAAGGGAAAGAUUUUCCAAACCUCAUUAAAAUUGCCGAGGACAUUGUCGGAAAAUGUAAAGGAGUUCCGUUAGCUUUGAGAACUUUAGGGAGCUUACUUUUUGCAAAAACAGAUGAAGAUGAAUGGUUAAGAAUAAAAAGAAGUGACAUCUGGCAGCUGAAACAGGAAAAGGAAGACAUCUUACCAGUAUUGAAAUUGAGCUAUGAUAAUUUGCCGUCUCACUUGAAGCAAUGUUUUGCUUAUCUUUCCUUAUUUCCAAAGGAUUAUAUUUAUGACAGUGAUUACAUUACCAUACAUUGGAUGACACAUGGACUCCUUGCAACCUCUAAUGAUGAUAUUGAAGAGUUAGAAGAUGUUGCUGUGCGUUGUAUGAAGGAAUUAUGGUUGAGGUGUUUCUUAGAGGAUUUUACAAAACAUUAUCAUCAUUUAUUUUAUAGGUAAAAUGCACGAUCUUAUGCAUGAUCUUGCAACAUCAGUGGCAAAAAGUGAGUGUACUUUUAUAAAAUCCAAAAGCCAAAUAGUUGAUGGGAGUGUUCGGCAUUUCUCAAUUAUUGACUCUGAUUUCAACCGUCAAAAAGCUUCAGGAGUUCUAGAUAAUAGAUCAAAGACAGUUCGGUCCCUUAUUUUUCUGAAAGAAUACGAGUAUAUUGGUGUAUCAUUUAUCGAUACAUGCAUAUCCAAAUUCAAGCACCUUCGACUGCUAUACUUAAACAAUACACUUUUUGAAGUCUUGCCAAAGUCUAUUGGUACAUUGAUACAUUUGAGAUACCUUGACUUAUCAGGUAAUUGUUUAUUGAAGAAACUUCCUGAAUCUAUUUGCAAGCUUCAGAAGUUGGAGACGUUCAGACUUUUUAGUUGUUCAGGGCUUAAGAAGUUGCCUAGGAAUAUAGGAAGGAUGAUCUCCCUUAGGCACAUGGAAAUAACCACAAAAGAGCGAUAUCUACGAGAAAAUGGAAUCGGAUGUUUAAGGUCACUUAAAAUUUUGACCUUAUCUGGCUGCGAGAACCUACUAAGAUUGUUUGAAGGGAUGCAAGGUCUCACAAGCCUCCAAAGAUUGCAUCUUGAAUUUUGUUCCCUGACCUCGUUGCCAUAUAGUAUCAAGUACCUCAAGAGAUUAGAGAAGGUAAUGAUUGAUAACUGUUCAGAGCUUGACUUGAAGAUGGAAUUUCAAGGAGAGGAUAAAGAUAACCUUUGCCUGGGAGUUCGAAAAUUUAUAAUUAACAAUCUGCCAUCGUUAGUGGAUUUGCCUCAGCUUAUUCUUCAAGGAUCGGCAAACACCUUACAGUGCAUAAUGAUGAAAAAUUGUCCCAAACUAAAAGAACUACCGGAGUGGCUGCAAAAUCUCACUUCACUUCAAACACUGGAGAUUUUAAAUUGCCAGAGCUUGUCAUGUCUUCCAGAAGGGAUGCAACGCCUUACUGUCCUCAGACAACUGAAGAUUCAAGGCUGUCCUGCUCUGAGUGAAAGCUGCAGACGUGAUGAGUGGAAGAUUGCUCAUGUCCGAGAGGUUCAUCUGGAUCAAUAAAUGCCAUCACAUAAUAAUGCUUUUUUUUCUGUUGAAGAAAAAGUGAUAGCAGAUUCUCUUGCUAAUGCAUUGGUGGCGUGUUGUGUUGCUUCUUUGUUUAUUUUUCAAGACUUACAUCAUGAUCCCCGCAGGUUUCCCUUUUCAAGGUUCACAUCACUCCAACUUCUUUCUUCUCUAUUUUCAUUUGUUGGUUGUAUUUUAUUGUUUCUUACGCAUGAAUGCUUGAAUAUUUUAUUUUUCCUUUGUACCACUACAUUUAUCGCAUCUAAGUUUCAUAACAUCUUCUUAUUCCCUUUUUUUUUUUUUUUUUUUUUUCUUAUUAAUAAUUUUCCUUCUAUG
This is a messenger RNA of Pistacia vera, 3649 nucleotides long. RefSeq names its product putative disease resistance protein RGA4. Gene Ontology annotation, biological process: defense response to other organism. Gene Ontology annotation, molecular function: ADP binding. The transcript has 2 exons. The record is from RefSeq and is a predicted model, not a curated record. NCBI's taxonomy places the organism in Eukaryota, Viridiplantae, Streptophyta, Magnoliopsida, Sapindales, Anacardiaceae. Bases 901 to 2226 code for a protein of 441 amino acids.